AUGCAGCCCAUACGGCUGCCAGAGCCGGAGCUGCCGGGCGGGGCCACGCCGGAGAUCUUCGCCGCAGGCAGCAGCGCAGCGGUGGUGCGCCGCGCCGUCGUCAUCGGCAACGGCUGUGCCGGCGCUGAGAGCCAGUGCCUCGGACUCCUCUGCGCGCUCGGCCUCGCCAACCGCCUCACGCUCUACCGUGCUACGAGGCCAACAGGAGGAAUCAACAAGUGGCUGAACUUUCUCCCAAUCUCCUUUCAUAAAUUAGUGGACCAAUUUCUCAGACAGGUAUUUUCUGAUACGAGGUUUGCCGCAGUGGUUCAAGGAAAAAAAUUGGCACAGUAUCCUGUGCAUAACAGUCAAUCAUUUGGAUUGUCUUCUGUACUGGAAGCAGAUUCACAAAGAAUAGUGACCAUGGUUCGUGGUACCUUUGAGAAGGAUGGUCCAGCGCUGGUUGUUGCUUGUGGCCGAGAUACCAUAUCAUAUGCAAGUUCCAUAAGGCGUUUAGCUCCAGAUAAUGUAUUUGUCAUUCAGAUACAACAUCCUAGGUUCUGCCUUGAUAGGUUUGAUUUAGUCGUGACUCCUUGUCAUGAUUACUACGCUUUAACUGCAAAGGGACAACAGGAAGUUCCACGCCUUCUCCGAAGAUGGAUUACUCCACAAGAACCACCUGGUUCAAAUGUGGUAUUCCUGACUGCUGGCGCACUACACCAAGCAGAUUCUGCUGCAUUACGCUUUGCUGCUACAGACUGGCAUGCUGAACUUGCUCCUUUGCCAAAGCCAUUAGUAGUAGUAAACAUUGGAGGACCAACAAGAAACUGUAAAUAUGAUCUCGACCUUGCCAAGCAGCUGGUAAACUCACUACACAAUGUUUUGAAGACAUGUGGAAGUGUUAGAAUUUCAUUUUCUAGGAGAACACCACGAAAGGUGUCUAAUCUUAUAUUGAAAGAGUUCAGUACACAUCUUAAGAUUUAUAUUUGGGACGGUGAAGAACCUAACCCGCACUUGGGCCAUCUUGCAUGGGCUGAUGCUUUCAUCAUAACAGCAGAUUCUAUAAGCAUGCUAAGCGAGGCGUGCAGCACUGGGAAGCCUGUUUAUGUUAUUGGAACUGAGCAAUGCAGGUGGAAAUUCUCAGAUUUUCACAACCGUCUACAUGAGCGUGGGGCUGUCCGCCCUUUCACUGGAUUGGAAGAUAUGUCACAUAGCUGGAGCUACCCUCCCCUGAACGAUGCUGUUGACGUGGCUGCACGGGUUCGUGAGGUUCUUGCAAAACGUGGAUGGACGGUGGGCUAACAGUAACCGAAGCAGAGAAUGAGAAUGCCAUUUUUGGCCAGUUCUCUUUCAAGUUCAGAUAGUUAAAGGACUGCACUUCGGUCAUGUCCUGUUUGCGAGACAAAAGCAGAAACUGCUUGUGUGCGAUUUCCAUGAAACGCAGCCCCUUUUUUUACCCAUACCUCAUGAUUUUUUGAGCAACCAUGCCUCCAAAAGUGUGGAGUCCUGAGAU
Phragmites australis (common reed) is the source of this 1492-nucleotide messenger RNA. Its product is annotated as mitochondrial fission protein ELM1-like. The coding region runs from base 1 to 1281 and encodes 426 amino acids. NCBI's taxonomy places the organism in Eukaryota, Viridiplantae, Streptophyta, Magnoliopsida, Poales, Poaceae. The record is from RefSeq and is a predicted model, not a curated record. The transcript is spliced from 10 exons.